AUGAUCAUGAAGCGCGAAGACAUCAUCCCCCGGGGAAAUAUUCAGAAAGUCCGACGGAAUCUCUUCGGCUCCCCGACCCAAGAAGAUAGAGAUCAGUUCACGAAACUGUACGAAGAACAAAUGGAAAAAGAUAGACAGGAAAUGGAGCGCAAGUACAACUUCUCCUUCAAAUACGAUAUGCCGAUUAUGUCGAUUGACGAAAAAUUCGAGUGGGAGGAAGUCAGCCAAUCUGAAGUUCCAAAAGUCUUCAGACCUUCCGUCCUCUCCGACCGAAAGAACAUCGUCCAGAAUGGUCCUCCCAGUGCUCCAGAAAAGCGAGUUCGCAAAUCGCGCAUGGCUCCUCCUUCGACUACUCCAUCUCGUCGAACCUCGCUCAAGCGUCGAUCAGAAACGCCUGCUUCAAUUGUGCCUGUCCUCAGGGAUGUGCCCGAAGAAGCAGCAGAGCCCGAAGAGCAACAGCCACGCAAGCACAGACGAGUCACCGACGCGAGUGUCAAUCAGACUGGUCGAACUACUGUGCGAGCGAUUCGCAAGCAACGUCGAAUCACGGACAUCUUCGAGCCGAGCCGCCGAAGCACGCGCAUUUCGCCGACCAAGAAGACCUCCACCCGCCUCUCGCCCAAGUCCCUGGCGCUGAAGAAAUUGGACGACAUGAUCAUGAUUUCCUCGCCAGGAACACCGGGCAUGCGCACUCGAGGAUCCACGGCCCGCUCCCUCUCUCUGGUCAAUUCCGGCGCAAGAAGACGCACCCUCGCCUGA
Molecule: messenger RNA, 759 nt
Organism: Oikopleura dioica
Lineage: Eukaryota; Metazoa; Chordata; Appendicularia; Copelata; Oikopleuridae
Source: the annotation of a GenBank genome assembly